ACGACCAAUAUGUCAAAUUGCAUGGCGGUGCGUCGAUUUUUUGCUAAUCAUUACCGGAUUUCUCUAAAUUUAUCAGUUUAUACAACGAAACCAAGGAAUAUAUUCACUCGUGUGAAUACUACGUCAGUUAUCACCGGUUUUAAAAACAAUUUGUGCGCGCGCGCGGCUUCUUCCGCGCUGGAGACCAUGAGCUCGAGCUUCGCGUACCCUGAGGCGAGGCGGGAUGAAAGCGUCGUCGACAACUACCAUGGGAUAGAGAUAAAAGACCCCUAUCGCUGGUUAGAAGACCCAGACUCCAGCGAGACGAAGAGUUUCAUAGAAGCAGAGAACAACAUCACCCGACCGUACCUCAACGCUUGUCCGGUCAAGAAGGAGGUCCACGACCGACUCACGGAGCUCUGGAACUACCCCAAGUACUCGUGCCCGUUUAGAAGAGGGAACCGUUACUUCUUCUUCAAGAACACUGGGCUGCAAAAUCAGAAUGUUCUAUACGUACAAGACAGUUUGGACGGCGAGCCCCGAGUCUUCCUUGACCCCAACACACUGUCAGAGGACGGGACCAUAGCACUCGCAGGCAGUCGCUUCACAGAAGAUGGCGCCACCUUCGCUUAUGGGCUCUCCGCUAGCGGCUCCGACUGGAGUACGAUACACUUGAAGGAUGUUGCUACAGGUCAAGAUUAUCCAGAGGUGUUAGAAAAAGUCAAAUUCGCGUCUAUGUCGUGGACGAAAGAUAACAAAGGAUUAUUUUACUCUCGCUACCCCGAGCAGACAGGCAAAACGGACGGCUCCGAGACGGAGGUGAACCGCGACCAGAAGCUGUGCUUCCACCGGCUGGACACGCCUCAAUCCGAAGACGUGAUCGUCGUGGAGUUCCCUGAAGAACCGCUCUGGAGAAUCGGCGCGGAGGUGACCGACUGCGGCAAGUACCUGAUCGUGUGCCCGGUGAAGGACUGCCGCGACAACCUGCUGUUCUUCGCCGACCUCAGCAAGCAGCCCGACAUCGCCGGCAAGCUGCCGCUCACGCAGAUCGUGCACAAGUUCGAGGCUGACUAUGAAUACGUAACAAACGACGGGUCGGUGUGCAUAUUCCGCACGAACAAGGACGCUCCCAACUACCGGCUGAUACUGAUCGACCUCGCCAACCCCGCCGAGGAGAACUGGAAGACACUCAUACCUGAACAUGAAAAAGAUGUGUUGGACUGGGCGUCAGCUGUAGACAAGGACAAACUGGUCAUCCAUUACGUCAGAGACGUAAAGAGCGUACUACAACUGCACAGCGCCAAGACUGGCGACCUGAUCCAGACGUUCCCGCUGGACGUGGGCUCAGUAGUAGGGUUCUCCGGCAAGCGCGAGCACACGGAGAUCUUCUACCACUUCAUGUCGUUCCUCUCCCCCGGCAUCAUCUACCACGUCGACUUCAAGAAGCAGCCCUACGCACCCACGGUCUUCAGAGAAGUGAAGGUGAAAGGAUUCGACGCGUCGCAGUACGAGGCUAAACAAAUAUUCUAUUCCAGCAAAGACGGCACUAAAGUUCCUAUGUUCAUUGUUUCUAAAAAGAACCUGCCCCAAGACGGCAACAACCCGACGUUGAUAUACGGCUAUGGCGGCUUCAACAUCAACCUGCAGCCGAGCUUCAGCGUGACGCGGCUCGUCUUCAUGCAGCACUUCAACGGCAUAGUCGCCAUACCCAACAUUCGUGGCGGAGGCGAAUACGGCGAACGGUGGCACAACGCGGGCCGACUACUCAACAAACAGAACGUGUUCGACGAUUUCCAGGCGGCCGCCGAGUAUUUGAUCCACGAGAAAUAUACGCAGCCGUCGCUGAUAACCAUCCAGGGCGGGUCCAACGGCGGGUUGUUAGUGGCCGCGUGCAUCAACCAGCGGCCGGACCUCUACGGCGCUGCCAUCGUGCAGGUCGGUGUGCUCGACAUGCUGAGGUUCCAGAAGUUCACGAUCGGGCACGCGUGGGUCUCCGACUACGGCAGCUCGGACAACAAGACGCAGUUCGACAACCUGCUCAAGUAUUCGCCGCUGCACAACAUUCAUGCGCCAGAUGAUAAACGGCCACAGUACCCGGCGACGCUAGUCCUGACAGCGGACCACGACGACCGCGUGGUGCCGCUACACUCGCUCAAGUUCAUCGCGGCCAUACAGCACGCCGUGCGCGGCUCCCCGCAGUGCCGGCCGCUGCUGGCGCGCAUCGACACCAAGGCCGGCCACGGCGGAGGGAAGCCCACCGCUAAGAUUAUCGAUGAGCACACAGACAUCCUGUGCUUCAUGACGCAAGCGCUGGGGUUGAAGUUCGUGAAGUGACGGCCCCGCCACAACCACUAGUAUUGUGUGAAGCUAUAGUAUUAUGUACAUACGAGUAUACCACAGUCUGUUGAUUACCUCGGGUCUUGAGAGACUGGUGAUAUUGUUACGCAUUGCUACUUAUUUUUUUAUUAAAUAAACUUUUGUUUUUA
Molecule: messenger RNA, 2465 nt
Organism: Pectinophora gossypiella (pink bollworm)
Lineage: Eukaryota; Metazoa; Arthropoda; Insecta; Lepidoptera; Gelechiidae
Product: prolyl endopeptidase
Exons: 16
Coding region: 10-2313 (767 amino acids)
Biological process (GO): proteolysis
Cellular component (GO): cytosol
Molecular function (GO): oligopeptidase activity; serine-type endopeptidase activity
Source: RefSeq, a predicted model, not a curated record